AUGGAUAACCAAUCAGACGCCUCUUCGAAACAUCAUCACCACCAUCACCACCAUCACCACCACAGUGGGGGGAGUUCACACUCCUCUAGUGGACAGCGUCCGAGACUGUCCGAUGGUUCCAGAAUCGGUAACUACCAGAUCGUCAAGACUCUGGGUGAGGGGUCCUUCGGUAAAGUGAAACUGGCGUACCACAUCACGACAAACCAAAAAGUCGCGCUGAAAAUCAUCAAUAAGAAAGUUUUAGCCAAGAGCGAUAUGCAAGGUAGAAUUGAGAGAGAGAUUUCGUACUUGAGGUUGUUGAGACACCCACAUAUCAUCAAGCUGUACGAUGUCAUCAAGUCCAAGGAUGAGAUUAUCAUUGUGAUAGAGUUUGCAAGCAAUGAGCUGUUCGACUACAUUAUCCAACGAGACAAAAUGAGCGAACAGGAGGCCAGGAGGUUUUUCCAGCAAAUCAUCAGUGCAGUGGAAUACUGCCACAGACAUAAGAUCGUUCACAGAGACUUGAAACCCGAAAACCUGUUGCUAGAUGAGGACCUGAACGUUAAGAUCGCCGAUUUUGGGCUUUCCAACAUUAUGACAGAUGGUAAUUUCCUGAAGACGUCCUGCGGGUCCCCCAACUACGCUGCGCCGGAGGUGAUCAGUGGGAAACUGUACGCGGGGCCCGAAGUGGACGUCUGGUCUUGUGGUGUUAUUCUCUACGUCAUGCUCUGCCGUCGUUUGCCCUUCGAUGAUGAAAGCAUCCCCGUGCUGUUCAAGAAUAUUAGUAACGGUGUCUACAUCCUACCCAAAUUCUUGUCUCUCGGUGCAGCCAAUCUGAUCAAGAAAAUGCUGAUUGUCAACCCAUUGAACAGAAUCAGCAUCAGUGAGAUAUUCAAAGAUGAGUGGUUCCAAGUUGACUUGCCCGAUCAUUUGAUUCCAGACUACUUGAAGGGAGGAAACGGCGAUGAUUUCGAGGGUAAGGGCAACGACGCCAUGGAGGACAAUCAGCCAGAGGAAAUUGAUGACGACCUAGUCAAUGCAUUGUCGAGAACUAUGGGCUAUGAUAAAGAGGAAAUCUACGAAUCAUUGGAGUCGAACGAGGAUAACUCAAACUUGAAUGAAAUCAGAGACGCCUACAUGCUGAUGAAGGAAAACAAAUCGCUCUUGGAAAACCUAAACAAGGGCAAUGACGAGUCUGCCAACAACGGUGAUGCACUUGACACUUUCCUGGCGCAGGCUCCGCCAUCUUACCAAAAGAAGCAGGCUUCUGGCACGGCCGUUGAAACCGCAGACGGCCAGCAAGCACUGCAGCAGGAGACGCCAAUUAGUUCUGCACCCCCACAGGACCGUCAUGAGAAGAAACGUCACGCAAGCUCAACGACUAGACACAGAACGUACCACCAGGCUCCCUUCAUGGACCAGUCGAAAGAGGAGGACUCCACGAUCUCCAUUUUGCCUACGUCUCUGCCCCAAAUCCACAGAGCUAACAUGCUAGCACAGGGGUUCCCAGCUGCGUCUAAGAUAUCGCCUUUGGUAAACAAGAAAUCGAAAACGAGAUGGCAUUUCGGUAUACGAUCUCAUUCGUACCCGUUGGAUGUCAUGGGCGAGAUUUACAUUGCUUUGAAGAAUCUAGGUGCCGAGUGGGCCAAACCUUCCGAAGAGGAUUUGUGGACCAUAAGAGUCAGAUGGAAGUACGACGUCGAACAAAAUAGAACCAACAACGAAAAGAUUCCUGAUCUGAUGAAAAUGGUUAUCCAGUUGUUUCAAAUCGAGACGAACAACUAUCUGGUCGAUUUUAAGUUCGAUGGUUGGGAGAGUAGUUACGGUGAGGCAACAAGACACUCCACCAUCUCCGACGACGAGAUGAGUACCUUUUCUGCUUACCCAUUCUUACAUUUGACCACGAAACUGAUUAUGGAGCUGGCCGUGAACAGUCAAAACGCAUGA
Messenger RNA from Huiozyma naganishii CBS 8797, 1926 nucleotides. It is a transcript of the gene SNF1, whose product is annotated as AMP-activated serine/threonine-protein kinase catalytic subunit SNF1. Lineage: Eukaryota; Fungi; Ascomycota; Saccharomycetes; Saccharomycetales; Saccharomycetaceae. Gene Ontology annotation, molecular function: protein serine/threonine kinase activity; ATP binding. The transcript has a single exon. Gene Ontology annotation, cellular component: cytoplasm. The record is from RefSeq and is a predicted model, not a curated record. The coding region runs from base 1 to 1926 and encodes 641 amino acids. Gene Ontology annotation, biological process: protein phosphorylation; intracellular signal transduction.